AAAAGCCAGUAGAGUCCCUCCUCUGCAGGGAGGCAGCAGCAGCAGCAGCAGCAGCCAGUGUUUCGUAUAUAAAGGCAGCAGCUCCUGGAACAUCUGGAGAGAGCAGCUGCGCACUGAGGGCUGCAGGAUGCGCGUCUUCGCCCUCCUCUGGAUACUCGGCUUCCUGCUCAAAGAGGCGCAGGCAUGGGGCUUCAAAAACGGAAUAUUUCAUAAUUCAAUAUGGCUGGAACAAGCAGCUGGAGUUUACCACCGGGAAUCGCGCAAAGGGAGAUACCAGCUGACAUAUAAAGAGGCCAAGGCUGUCUGCAAAUACGAGGGAGGGAAGCUGGCCACUUAUGAACAACUGGAGGCGGCUCGUCAAAUAGGUUUCCAUGUGUGUGCAGCCGGAUGGUUCGACAGGGGGCGUGUUGGCUACCCCAUCGUCAAAGCUGGCGCGAACUGUGGCUUUGGGAAGAUUGGCAUAGUCGACUACGGGCACAGGCUGAACAAAAGUGAGAGAUGGGAUGUGUACUGCUACAAUCCAAACUCCAAGGAGUGUGGUGGGGUGCUGACAGAUCAGCAAAGGAUCAUUCAGUCUCCUGGCUUCCCUGAGGAGUAUCAGGACGAACAGAUCUGCUACUGGCACAUCCGUGUGCGCCUGGGCCAGAGGAUCCGCCUCCACUUCCUGGAGUUUGACGUGGAGGAUGACACCGCGUGCCUAGCAGAUUACCUGGAGGUGUACGACAGCUACGAUGAUGUCUCAGGCUUCGCUGGGAGAUUCUGUGGCGAUUAUUUACCUGACGAUAUCAUCAGUACAGGAAACGUGAUGACGCUAAAGUUCCUCUCUGAUGCUUCAGUUACAGCCGGGGGCUUCCAGUUACAAUAUAUUGCCUCUGAUGCAUCUCUGUUUUCACAGAAUUACACCCACUACUUUCACUGACCAAUGGUUUGAUACACUGUUCAACAUUGUUGUAAUCCUGUUACUGUAUUUAUGUUACCUUAUGUGCUGUUAUAAUCAGUCUUUAUGGCUGAUUAAAGAAAUAAUUCUGUCAAAUAAACAAGGUCAUUAAAUUGUGUUGUUCUUACCUUCUAGAAAAAUAAACAAUCCUAACUUUGUA
Messenger RNA from Siniperca chuatsi (mandarin fish), 1097 nucleotides. RefSeq names its product tumor necrosis factor, alpha-induced protein 6 (gene tnfaip6). Gene Ontology annotation, biological process: cell adhesion; negative regulation of inflammatory response. The transcript is spliced from 6 exons. The record is from RefSeq and is a predicted model, not a curated record. Lineage: Eukaryota; Metazoa; Chordata; Actinopteri; Centrarchiformes; Sinipercidae. Gene Ontology annotation, molecular function: hyaluronic acid binding. Bases 128 to 919 code for a protein of 263 amino acids.